AGACCCCACCUACAUAGGCCCUUUAAUUGAACAACUGUUCUUAGCUUCCCCGCCACCCUCGAGGCAGGGUUUCUCUGUGUAACCUUGGUUGUCUCUGAAACUCGCUUUAUAGACCAGGCUGGCCUCGAACACCUAGUGCUGGGAUUAAAGGCAUGCACCAUCACAGCCUGGCGAACAGCUGUUCUUAUUUUCAUUUAUUUAUUUAUUCACUCAUUCAUUUAUUUGUUUGUUUUUCGAUACAGUGUCUCUGUAGCUUUGGAGCCAGUCCUGGAAUAGCUCUUGUAGACCAGGUUGGCCUCAAACUCAGAGAGAUCCCUCUGCCUCUGCCUCCCUAGUGCUGGGAUUAAAGGCGUGCACGACCACCGCCCGGCCGGACAGCUGUUCUUAAGGACGGUCUCAAGUGACGUUCUUAGAAGGUGCUUCCUUUCAAAGGAAGAAGCAGGCGCAGGCAUAUACCGGCUUCACAAAUCCUAAACACAGAACGGACAGCGGACCAGACCCAACGCGGGACCUGGCUCCUUCCAAAGAGCUGAACUUUAGAGCACAGCCCUCGAGGAUAGCUCCGCCCCCAGAGCGCGGGCGCUGAUUGGUCAUCGUAAUCGCAGGGCGUGGCUAGACCUUAAAGGUCCCAGAGCUUAGUAGGCCGGGUGGAGGCGGUGGCUGCUCCAGAACCCCAGAGGAAGAGAUGCCUCAAAGGCCCAUAUAGGUUUCUUUAAAACCUCGCUAAUGUCCAGACUCGAGUCCCAGAUCUAUGGAGCCCACCAGAAACUGUCCACUGUUCGGAGGCGCCUUCUCGGCCAUCCUCCCGCCUGGGGCCAUUGAUGUGAGCGACCUCCGACCGGUCCCGGACAACCAAGAAGUUUUCUGCCAUCCCGUGACCGACCAGAGUCUGAUCGUGGAACUUCUGGAGCUGCAGGCCCACGUGCGGGGCGAAGCGGCUGCGCGGUACCAUUUUGAGGACGUUGGCGGGGUGCAGGGGGCUAGGGCCGUGCACGUGUUAUCUGUGCAGCCUCUCUGUUUGGAGAACUUAUCCCUGAGGGGCAGCUGUCAAGAUGCCUGGUUCCUUUCUGGCAAGCAGCAGGUAGCUAAAGAAAACCAGCAGCUCUAACAGCAGGUCUCUUGGCCCUGAAAAUCUGUCAUGUCCACCUUGGAACCUGGGUAACUUUGAACAACUGGUGACUAGUUUGACUCUUCACGACCCCAACAUCUUUGGUCCCCAGUAAAGAUGGCGGAACACAACA
This is a messenger RNA of Alexandromys fortis (reed vole), 1241 nucleotides long. It is a transcript of the gene Rangrf, whose product is annotated as RAN guanine nucleotide release factor. The record is from RefSeq and is a predicted model, not a curated record. Gene Ontology annotation, biological process: regulation of membrane depolarization; regulation of sodium ion transmembrane transporter activity; heart contraction. Gene Ontology annotation, molecular function: transmembrane transporter binding; small GTPase binding; sodium channel regulator activity. Gene Ontology annotation, cellular component: nucleus. The coding region runs from base 752 to 1108 and encodes 118 amino acids. The transcript has 4 exons. Lineage: Eukaryota; Metazoa; Chordata; Mammalia; Rodentia; Cricetidae.